Yamadazyma tenuis ATCC 10573 is the source of this 2513-nucleotide messenger RNA. It is a transcript of the gene IFG3, whose product is annotated as Ifg3p. Lineage: Eukaryota; Fungi; Ascomycota; Pichiomycetes; Serinales; Debaryomycetaceae. Gene Ontology annotation, biological process: D-amino acid catabolic process. Gene Ontology annotation, cellular component: cytoplasm. Gene Ontology annotation, molecular function: FAD binding; D-amino-acid oxidase activity. The record is from RefSeq and is a predicted model, not a curated record.
UCGCGCAUUUGGCUUGCACCAUGGAAUACGUUGUUAUUGGUUCGGGAAUUAUCGGAUUGUAUACAGCCUUGAAUUUACUUGAGCGGUUUCCCCACAAGGCCAGCUCUAUUUUAGUGGUUGCUGAGUUCUUACCGGGAGAUGAACUGAACAGAUUCACCUCUCCCUACGCCGGCGGGAACUUCAGUUGCAUUAGUGGCAGCGACUCGGCGACCUUGGAACAUGACAGGUACACAUACACCAAUUUGAAGCGAGUGUGUGAUCUUUUGGGUGGACCUGAGUGUGGACUAGACUACUGUUAUUCCACUGAGUACUUUGAUGAGAUGCCCUCAGGCCCCAAGAUCAAGUCAAUCGCGUCGUACUUGGACGAGUACCGUGUGUUGGCACCACACGAGUUGAAAGGCGCUGCUUUUGGCAUUCGGUUCAGGUCUUUCAGCUUCAAUUGUCCGGUUUUCUUAGUAAACCUCAAGAAAUACUUGCAGACAAAGGGAGUGCAGUUCAAACGGCAGAAGCUAGAACGCCUUGAAGACGCUUUUGGUGACGGGGUGGAGGUUGUGUUCAACUGCACGGGUCUAGGAGCCUUUAGCCUCAAGGGAGUGGAUGAUAAGGCCGUGUACCCAGUCAGAGGACAAGUGCUUUUAGUGAAGGCACCACACAUCACCGAAAACACCAUGCGAUGGGGCAAGGACUACGCUACGUACUUGAUCAAGCGGCCGUACUCCAACGACCAGUUGAUUUUGGGAGGGUAUAUUCACAAGGGCAAUUGGAGCACAGAUGUUUUGCUGGAGCAGACGAGAGAUAUUUUGGAGAGGACCAGCGAGUUGAUUCCUGAGCUAUUCAGCAAGAACCCCAGGGGCCCACGGGCCGAUGACUUGGAGAUUCUUCGUGGGGCGGCGGGAUUGCGUCCUGGAAGAGAUGGAGGAGUUAGGAUUGAGAGGGAGAAGGUUUACGGUAAGACGGUUAUCCACAAUUAUGGAGCUGGCGGGUACGGGUUUCAGGCGGGAUUGGGGAUGGGUCGAGAUGCGGUUGCAUUAUUGCGGGAGCUGAGGUUGUGAGACGUUAAAUAUCGCCCAAAAGUACAUAAUAAUCUAUAGUCUGGCUGCCAGUAGAAAUAGUUUGCAAUUGUCCUCAGUCGCACUAAUCGCACUAAUCGCACUCAUCCACUCAUCACUCCUCGCCAUGUCACAAAUAUUCGAAUGGGCAUUCGGCAAGAAAUUGACACCCCAAGAGCGGCUCCGCAAGAACCAACGGGCCCUUGAGAAGACCCAGCGUGAGUUGGCCCGAGAAGUCGCCAAGUUGCAGCAGCAGGAAAAAAAAUUGAUUGGUGAUAUCAAAAAGUCCGCCAAACUGGGCCAAAUCUCUAGUGCCAAAGUCCAGGCAAAAGACUUGGUCAGAACAAAGGGCUACAUCACCAAGUUCAACUCCAUGAAAGCACAACUCCAGGCCAUCAGCUUGCGUAUCCAAAGCGUCCGAAGCAACCAACAAAUGGCCACCUCCAUGAGAGAUGCUACCAGAGUAUUAUCAGGUAUGAACCGGCUGAUGAACUUGCCCCAAUUGUCAAGAAUCGCCCAGGAGUUCCAGAGAGAAAACGACAUGAUGGACCAGAAACAAGAGUUUAUGGAUGAUGCCAUCGACGAUGCCAUGGCCUUUGAUGACGAUGAGUUGGGUGAAGAAGAGCAGGUGGACGAGAUCUUAAGCCAGGUAUUGGACGAAAUCGGGGUGUCGUUGAAUGCCACAUUGCAAGACACGCCCAGUGGUAUUGCAAGUGGUCGCCCUGAGCCGCGGGUGGCCCAGGCGGUGGCCGCAGGGGAAGAGGAUGAUUUACAGGCUCGGUUGGAUAGCUUGAAGAAAUAGAUGUAUUUAAUUCUAGAUGUACUGAUGGGCUCUCAAGUACUCAACAAUCUGUUCGGCCGCCUGCUCGAUGGUGAUGUUGUCAUUGACGAUGUGGAUUUCAGCUUUUUCAGGGGCUUCGUACGGAGCAGAGAUCCCGGUGAACUCCUUGAUGAUACCGUCCCUGGCCUUUUUGUAUAAUCCUUUUGGAUCUCUCUUUUCGGCAACCUCGAUGGGAACGUCGAUGUAUACUUCAAUGAAUGGCAAGUUAUCUUUAGCGUGUAACUCUCUGGCAGUUCUUCUAUCAUUUCUGUAGGGACUUAUGAACGAAGUGAUGGUAAAGCAGCACGAAUCGUUGAACAACUUGGCCACUUCGGAGAUUCUUCUGAUGUUUUCAUUUCUGUCGGCCUCACUGAAGCCAAGGUCCUUGUUUAAGCCGAACCGGAUGUUAUCUCCGUCCAAACGGUACGAGUUAUGGCCAUGUUUUAAUAAAUAUUGUUCCAAAGCACAGGCGAUAGUGGACUUUCCACUGGCAGAUAAGCCCGUGAGCCAGAUGGUUAAUCCUUUUUGCUUGGUAAGCGCUUCUCUUUCUUGGUGAGUCAAGUUCUCGUGCCAGGUGAUGUUAGUGGCCAUUUUUGCAGUAGAGAAAACGUUGGGAAGAUGAAAUGAAAAAGUUGGAGGUGAUU